AUGCCGCCUCUGCCAAUCAACGUCGGCGACAAGCUCGGCAACGAUAAGCGCACUGUCCCUAGUAGGCCACACAAGACUUCGCUGAUCAAGGCUCUGAUCGUAUUCGCUGCGACGGCGGUCAUCAUCGCCAAGGCUCUUGGGGGAUGGUCUCCCCUCAUCCGCAAGCCAUGUGCAGACGGACAUGUCGAUUUCCCAGUCCUGCUUCGUGGGCGCUACGGCAAUCGCAUCGAGGAUGCCGAGUUCAAGCAGGCUUUCGAGAAUGGCACCCUGCUGGGCCAUGUAGAUUUACAUCGUUUGCGACAAGGUGCCUCGGGCGGUGCUUUCUGGAGCGUCUAUGCGCCCUGCCCCAAACAUGGUGAUGACUUCUCUGACAGAAAUUACGCCGCGAGUGUCCAGUAUACACUGGAUCAAAUUGACGUCAUCAACAGGCUGCAGAAGCUCUACCCCCACGAUUUCUCCCAAGCAGUUGACAGCAAGACCGCAUGGGCCGCCUUCAAGCAGGGCAAGCUCAUCUCACCCCUUGGUGUCGAAGGCCUGCAUCAAAUCGGAAACAAGGUGUCUAAUCUGAGGCUCUACCAUAGCCUCGGCGCUCGCUAUGCUACUCUCACCCACAACUGCCACAACAAGUUUGCUGAUGCUGCGAUUCUGGAAGGGCCUGCUAGAAAGGCCGAGCCAAAGUGGCUUGGUCUCAGUCCUAUUGGACGCAAGCUUGUUCAUGAAAUGAAUAGAAUCGGCAUGAUAGUCGAUCUUGCUCAUGUUAGCGACGACACCAUGCGCGAUGUGUUAGGCGGAAACGCAGCUUGGGAAGGCUCCAAAGCUCCCGUCAUCCACUCACACAGCUCAGCAUACAGCAUUUGCCCACACCCGCGCAACGUAAACGAUGAGAUCCUGCAGCUUGUCAAGAAACGCAACUCAUUGGUCAUGGUCAACAUUGCGCCCGAGUUUAUCUCCUGCAUCGACAAUGGCAACGAGAAUGGCAUUCCCGACCCGGUCCCAGAGGAGGCUACAGUACAGCAGGUAGCACGUCACAUCCUGCAUAUCGGCAAUCUCAUUGGGUUUGACCACGUCGGCAUCGGAACAGACUUUGACGGUAUCGGGACGGUCCCAGAGGGUCUCGCUGAUGUGAGCCAGUAUCCCGACCUUGUUGUCGAGUUGCUUAAAAACGGCGUCAGCGAUUCAGAUGCGGCAAAAAUCGUCGGCGGCAAUCUCCUGCGCGUCUGGGCUGAGGUUGACGCCGUCGCUGCGGAGCUGCAAGCUGCUGGCGUUCCAGCCCUGGAGGAUGAGCUGUGA
This is a messenger RNA of Beauveria bassiana ARSEF 2860, 1290 nucleotides long. RefSeq names its product Peptidase M19, renal dipeptidase. The transcript has 4 exons. Gene Ontology annotation, molecular function: metallodipeptidase activity. The coding region runs from base 1 to 1290 and encodes 429 amino acids. The record is from RefSeq and is a predicted model, not a curated record. Gene Ontology annotation, biological process: proteolysis. Lineage: Eukaryota; Fungi; Ascomycota; Sordariomycetes; Hypocreales; Cordycipitaceae.